GCAGCGUUGCGGGAGUUCAGUCUGAAUCAGGCGCUUGGCGAGGAAGGAAGGAAAGGAAGAAAGAAAGAGCGGGUGCUGGAGAAGAGCUCCGCGUUGGAUGAGAAGACCAGAAACGCGGGGGGAAAGGGGAGAGAAGGAAGGAAAGAAAGAAGGAAGGAGCCUCCAUCCCACUCCGCCCCGAGCUGGCGCGCUCUUCCCAUGCGCAGAGGCCACGCCACGCGACCAGCCAUGCGCCCGCCGCCGCCGCCUCGGCUGAUGCUCCUGCUGGUGCUGCUCCUGGCCUCCUCCUGCCCGGGAGUUGGAGGCAGGAAGGCGCUGACCGAUGCUGGCAUGCACAAAGAAUGGCGCUUCCCACAGGCAGCAGCCACCUGAGAAUGACAACUUCUGCCCUAGACUUGACUGGAGAUGCCUCCACUCCUUCAACUGGAACUACACCAAGUGGGUCUGUAGCAGCAGCAGCAGCAACCACAGUCAAGCCCAGCAUUGCACCUUCUGGAAUCCCUGCUUCUUCGACACUCAAACCAACAACUUCAAAAACUCUUCUCGCCACGACGGCCAGUAUGACGACAGCUAAGAGUGUCCCUGCUGCAACCACAAAAGAGACACUGAAAACCACUUUGGUUGCUUCCACAAGAGCACCCGCUGCAUCAGCACCGUCCUCUAUCAACCCACUUUCUGCAUCUGUGUCGAGCAAAACUACUGGGGUGAUGAGUGUCACAACUGCUUCUAAACCUCCCGCAGCCCCACCAACUUCAUCUCCCACUGGCCCAAAAGGAGCAAGUCCAUCCGUUCUGCCAAGCAGUGAUUCAUCUAGCAAAGGGACAACGACGACGAGACCCCCUCUGUCCUCGCCAUCGAAGAGCACAUUAUCUCCUAUUGUCGCCAAAGUGCCAACUAGCCCUGGUGCAACUGCAAGUCACAGGCCUACUACAGCUCCGGGACAUGGUAGCAGUGUUGUGCCUCCGGGAAGUGCCGCUACUACAAAGGAGAAAACGACUGGCCCCACUACGGUGUCCGUUGUGACAACCACCGCAAAGCCAGGGCCUCUAUCACCCAAGGGAUCAGUGCCAACAACAACAGCAACAAAACACGAAGGAAAGAAAGACAGUGCAACUACAUUGGUUCCGUUGGGAGCACCACCGCCCACGCCAGAUUCAACCCAUACGGCUGCCGCAACCACUCGUGCACCAACACUGUCUCCAGAGCACCAUUCUCCACCUCCUGCCAGCGGGACUAUUCAGGCUCCGUUUCAAGCCCAAACAAAGGUUGUUUGUGAGAAGGCGAUUCCAUCUGAAUACCCAGGAAUUAUUCUGACCUUCAAUGAUUCCACACCAUGCAGCAGCCUGGAAGGCAGCCCGCUGAAGGAGCCCCUCCUGCACGAACUCUGCCGGGCCGUGAAGUCCAACUUCAACAAGAGCCGAGAUGAUUGCACGGGGAGCUUCGCCUCCGUCUCCGAUGACCCCAAGAAACUGGCCGUCCUCCGCGUGUCUGUCACAACACACUCUGUAGAUGAUGAAUUAUCAGAAUCUCUGGUCCUUGGAGAACUGGAGAAGCUUGGCCUGACCAACCUAACCUAUGCUGGGAAACCCCUGGACAACGGUGAUGACCCCUUCAGCCUGCCCUUGAUCAUCACCAUCGUCUGCAUGGCGGCCUCUCUCCUCCUCGUGGCCGCUAUCUAUGGCUGUUGCCACCAGCGCAUUUCCCGGAGGAAGGACCAGCAGCGCCUGACGGAAGAGCUCCAAACGAUGGAGAACGGCUACCACGACAAUCCGACGCUGGAGGUGAUGGAGACCUCGGCCGAAAUGCAAGAGAAGAAGGUGAACCUGAACGGGGAGCUUGCCGACAGCUGGAUCGUCCCCAUGGACAGCCUGAUGAAAGAGGACCUGGAGGAGGAAGAGGACACGCAUUUAUAAUCCUAGAAGAGAGACACCGGGAGAGAAGGGAGUCGGAGAGAGAAGGAGAGGAUGAACUUCAUACUAAGCAAAAAAAUUGAAAUUUGAAAAAUGGAAGACUCAAAACUUGCAGCCACAAGUGCCGACACGGAAAGGAAGUAUCGCGGUUACAAGAAAGCUUCACGAUGGGCGUCCGCCGUGGCCGAUUUCGUUUUGUUUGUAAACCUCAUUGGCUUUCCCAGCAAAUUUUUAUGUGUAUGUGUAUAGAUAUAUAUAUAUAUAUUGAAGACAGUGCCUCCUAUUUAAACGUUGGUUAGGACCGUCAGGAAGGUUCAGAACUGAACAAUCCAGACCAGACAAGAAGGGUUAAAAAGGGCUUUUUGUGGAUGCAAAGGGACAUGGAUAGAUUGGCACAACCCACCGGGAGGCUGUCUUUCCUGCCAUCGAUCGAAAGCUGUUUCCUUUUAGGCCUUGUGGUUGCAGAGCGAAGGAAGGGAAUCCCAGCAAUGGAAAGGGUUUUGAGGAUGGAGGUCAGUUCGGUGGGACCAGGGCACAUUAUGCAAAGCUAAACCUUAUAUGCAAAAUGUCACAAUCCGAAGAGUUCGUGCACACAUAACUGGAGCGAUGGCUUUUGACACCUUUCAGGAACCGUUGAAUAUGGCAAUAGGACAGAUUAGUUCAGACCAAGAACGUCAUUUUCUCUUUCUGUUUGCACACUCAGGGACGUGACGGAGGGAAUCCUAGGAAGGCACAUAAAAGAUGUAAGCAAAUGUUCAACUCGGCAUGUUAAAGCCCCACGGAGUCAUUGUAGAUCAGGCACGGGCAAACUUGGGACCUCCAGGUGUUUGGGAAUCAUGGGAGUUGGAGUCCAAAACACCUGUAAGGCCCCAGUUUGCCCGUGCCUGUUGUCAAUGGUGUAGAAAAUAAACUUCUCAUUCCCUUCCAGACCUCUCUUAGAACAGAGGUAGGGCAUUGUUUUCGCAUUUGACGUGUCUGCUGUCAAUGAAGGCCACAGAUAUAGAGCUCAAUUUGCCCUGUCACAUCCCUGAUCUUUGGGCCAGGCUUGAGGUCAUAGCAAAGCAGCAUUUUUGGCAACCUGAGAUUUGUACUGACUGGCAUGCAUGGAUCAACAUGCAUUUGUACAUACAGUCCCAUUUCUGCACUGUGCUCAUAAGUUUUACUGCAGAUUGGUGAUACUCAAAGACCAUAAACCGGUGGCAGUCUGCAGCCAGUCUCCAGAGAAAAGAGGAAUAGGGUUGUUGUAUGUUUUCCGGGCAGUAUGGCCAUGUUUCAGAAGUAUUCUUUCCUGACGUUUCGCCCAUAUCUAUGGCAGGCAUCCUCAGAGGUUGUGAGGUAUCUGAGAAUGCCUGCCAUAGAUGUGGGUGAAAUGUCAGGAGAUAAUACUUCUGGAACAGGGCCAUACAGCCCGGAAAACAUACAACAACCCUGUGAUCCUGGCCAUGAAAGCCUCUGACAACACUAAAGAGGAAUAGUUGUUCUCAGUGGGCACAAAUAUGGUACCAGUCCAUGGCCCAUUGGGAAGAAUAACUGAUAAGUCCUGUCUCGUAGCUUAAGAAGUCCUGAUGUGUAGGUCAUUUUUGUUGCAGAAGGAGGACAGAAUUAAGUACUAAGAGAAUGGAGCAACCAACCUAUGAGCAAAGGUUGUCAUCGUUGUUGUGUGCCUUCAAGUUGUUUCUCGCUUAUGGCAACCCAAAGCUAAACCUGCCACAAGAUUUCUUCAGAGGAGGUUUGCCAUUACCUUCCUUGUGGGAUGUGGGAGAGUGACUUGACCCAAGGCCACCCAACGGGUUUCUGUGGCUGAGAGGCAAUUUGAACCAUUAUCCCAAUCCAACACUCAAACCAUGGUUCUUUAAGGUUACAGUAUUGGGGUCUGUUUCUCUUAGGGCAAAUAAGUGGAGAGAUUAGAAGAGAGAUGUAAAAUUAUGCAUGGCAGGGAGAAGCAAUUCUGCAUCUCAUAAUACUAAAACUCAGGAUCAUCUGCUGAAGGUAAAUAGAUUCAGGAGAGAUAGGGAGGACUUUCUUACACAGGAUGUGGCUGAAACUAAUGGCUGCUCAUUGGGAUGGAUUUAGAUGGAGGUAGAGAACGUUUAUAGCAAUCAUCUGUGAUUUUGAGUCAGGAUGGCUACCUAUUACUUCCAUCAUGAACCUGUAGAUCAGUUCUUGAAGAAGAUGGAAUGGAAGCUGAGGUUACUCAUGGCUGCUGGUGUGCUUCUGUAGGAUCUCAACUGGCUCAAGAUUGAGUCAAAGAGAAGGUUCUGGUCUCACCCAGUAGGACUCUGUUGUUCUGCCAUUCUCUUGGAUCAAUUUGGAGAGAAAAUUCCAGGAAACCCAGAGAAAAUAUAAAUGAUGAAUUAGCCAGUUGGUGGCUUCAUUUUGUUUCACAGCUGGGAGGAUGGAGUUGCCUGUGGAUAGGAAUCAUGUGAGACAAAUAGCAAAUGAGAUAUUCCGUUCUGCCACAGAUCUGUCCAAAGUUAAAUUGCCAACAUUACUGCCUCCUCCCAAAAAAUGUGUUGGGGCCAAAUCAGUAUAAAUUCAUCUAAGAGAAUGACAUUUAAUGUGCCCUCAAAAUAAUUUGCUGUGAUAUUUGAUUUUUAAAAGGGCUCUUUUUAAAGAAGCUACAGCAAUAUCAGCUACCUUUUGCUUUCCGAAGACAAAGAUUUUGUGCCUUUGAGAUGCCCGACUAAUCCAUCAGCCCAUUUCACUGUAUAUAUAAUAAGAAAUCAUGAUAUGCAUUGCAUGGGUACAAACUACUUCUGGGAAGAGAACUUUCACCAGUACAGCAGAAAGGAGAAUUUAAACUCUUCCCUCCCAAGCAUUUUUUCUGAGGAUAAAUUUGGAAAUUAUGGCUGAGGCCGGAGACAUUCGAUUUAACUCCCAAGUAUGUGGCACACCCCAAAUCUCUUCUUUGCUGUUACGUUUUUGUUUUUUUUUAAAGUGGGCUGGAAUUCAGUAUGAGAGUUGUGUCUUUAUAAGUGGAUUUUAUAAGAUAUACAAUUGAGUAUUUUCACAAUGUUUGUAUUCACCUGAGGUUGUUGUGAUGUUACUGCCAUGUAUACUCUUGCAUAAGAUGACUUCAUAUCUAAGUCAAGGGCAUGUUUGGGGGCCUAAAUUAUGGAUUUUUAUAUGACCCACGGAUAAGUUGAGAGUCAUUCCCUGAAGAGGGAAAAGUUCAAGUGGCCCAUGGAUAAAUUGACAGAUUUUGGGGGUCGUUUUUGACUAACAUUUCUAUACUUAUACAUGAUUAUAUAGAUUACUUAGGGCAAUUCAUUCCAUUGCACAAUGGCAGAGUGACUGAUGGCCUAUGGCUCAUGGCACUCCAGUGCGCACCCAGACACCUACACAUUUGAGCUUCAUGCUGUAUAGCUGUUAGUCUGAGCCAAAUAUAGAUUCCCAGCUGUACAGUUCUGUGAAUUAGACACAAGGAACCCGAUGCAAUGUCAAGGCAACAGUUGGAUGAAGUUGGUGCAAAGCCUUUUGAGGUGCACACAAGGCCAGGGAGGUUUUUGAAACCCGCACGCUUUUGAAACAGCGAAGUCAAGUCUACCCGCUGGAGGACUGGUCCCUGUUGCUUUGGGAUCAUGGCCAUUUUAAAUGCACAGGGCAAAGAGAAAGGGAAGUCGUGCUGAAAAGCAGUCACAAAGUCUUUUCAAAUGUUAUGAUUACGUAAUGCUCUUGGUUGUGUUUGUUGCUGCAGACCGGCGGCUUCACUCUCCCCAUAAAACUGGAAAAACAUGAAGUUUGCAUGUUGCGUUCACAUUGGUUAAAUUGAAACUCAGAAGCAGGAGAGCCAGAAAACAGGCCAAGAAGGCUUUAAAAAACCCAAAUCUGUACUAGAAGACCUCUUCUUUAAAAACAGGGGAUUCAAAUGUGCACUGUUUUGUUUUAAUUGUAAGAAUUGUGGCUCUGGGUGUGCAUAAGGAUUGUUCCAAAGACAAGUGUUUGUUGUCUAAGAGAAAUGCAAUUGACCACUAAGGAGACACAGCAGGAUAUUUCAGUUUGUUGUUUCAUCAGAAGAGAGUAUUGUACGCAUUGCUGGAGACUCGCAAAUUCUGCCUCGGCCCAAACCUAGGGAGGCUUCAGGCAUCCCUUUCCAAGGAUGAUUUAAGCCUCAUUAUUGCAUUUGAUAAGGAUUAAGGAUUGCUUAUUUGGUCUUCCCAGCAAAGCCUUAAGGCGACCAAGAGCACAAGUCUGCCUCUUCCAAAUCUCCUGGCAUUGCCUUCUGUCUCCUUGUAUACCAUACAGGAAAGUGUUGCGAAUCUCUCUCUCAUCCGGCUUGCCAAGAAAAAUAUUUCAAAGGGAAGUUGCUCAAAAGGCAACCCAACCCAGUCCCUAUUCAGGAGAGAAAGAUGAAGAAUGUGAUAAAAUUCCUUUAAGCUCCGUUAAUAGAAGACACCAAAAUGGCCUUUUUCGUGAGUCGGCCAAAUGAACAGGGAAAGUGUGAGAUAACAGGAUGGGUGGAUGUCAGAUCGUUCCUUUAUUUUGCAGGGAGAUUUAUGAGAGUCAUUCUGAUUUGAGAAAGUACAAGCAUUUUUUAAGGCAGAGAAAGGGCACAUUUGAUUCCACCACCACAAAUCAAUGGACAAUGAAGCGGUGAUUAGGACAGUAUAGUCGGAUCCUCAAACACUGGCAAAGCCAUGCAUUAAGCAUUUCACAGUGAUUGUUGUGUCAGCGAUGAGAGAAGGAAACAUAGCAUCUUUUUCUUAGCCUGACUGAUGAGCCAGAGCAUCGUCACAGAAAUGUGGCCAUAGAUGCCUUCAAGUUGCCUGUCAACUUAUGACAACGCCAUGAAUUUCAUAGAGUUUUCUUAAGCAAUGAAUUGUUCUGAUAGUUCAUUCCUCUGAAAUACAGCCUAGGGCACCUGGUAUUCAUUAGUAGUUCCCAUCCCAGUACUCACCAGUGCUGACCUUGCUUAGCCUCCAAGAUCAGACAGGAACCUUAUGGGUGUUUAGGUCCAUGUGGCCGUAUCUUCCUGCAUAAAUACAGGUUGUCCUGAUAAUGAGAGCCCAAGACUUGCAGCAUUGCUGAUAUUGGUCCUCUGUAUUAGAAAGAUUUAGAAACAAAUGUGUCUAUAAGAAGGCCACCAAUAUGGCAGAAGAGUCCUGAAGGUAUAUAUUGUCACAAAUGGUGGGCAUAAUUGGGAAGACUUUGCCUUAAAAGGUUUAAGAGACACAUGGUAGUUCACAUUCCCAAAGUGUCAUUAUGAAGAUGGUGAAGACCACUUCUAGUCCUCCUUUCAUUAGCAAAUGAGCAUUAAUGGGUGGAACUUGUAAGGAAAGCAGAGCCCAGCCAUAUUUAAAGGACUUAUUUUAUAACUAUUCAGUAGGAGUGUGUAAAAGCGGAAGGCUAGAGGGCUGUAUUACAUUAAAUUCAGCUCCUACAUUAGACUCAGCUUGAUGGUCAAGAUGCUAAAGAUGUACCCCCAACGAACUGGGAGGUAUUGGGUUUUCCUGCACUUGUCUUUCAAGAGCAGUUCAAGAGUGGAAAGACCCUGCAGUUUGCCCAAGGGUUUAGAAACAUGUGUAAAAAUACUCAAUUUUCUUUCCACUUAUCAAAUUGAGUGGGGAGGCUUGUGCAAAGCCAUGUCAAGUUCUGGUUAAGGCAAUGAAGUUGUCAUCAUGUAGUUUUCAAAACUUUUAUGAAAACAUUAGAUGUCAAUGUGUUGUCGAAGGCUUUCAUGGCCAGGAUGACAGGGGUUUUUCCGGGCAGUAUGGCCAUGUUCCAAAAGUAUUCUCUUCUGACGUUUCGCCCACAUCUAUUAGAUGUCAAUUCCCCAUUCAAGGGUGAUACUCACUGUGAAAUUGAAAUUUGGAAAUCCCUCUAACGCACAUUGAAUGCCCUGAAGAAUUUUUUUUAAUGAUUUUUGGCUCUAAUUUGCUAUUUUCAUUCUCUGUUUUGUACAAAGUGUUUCAGGUCCCAUCUAUCUGUUAGUCCACCACAGUAUGAAGCCAGUGAAAGAGCAAAAUGUGUGAUUUGUGCCCAGGUUGCAAUACAACCUUCAUGUCUCAGCAGGAAGACAUUUGUUCUCUCUCACGUUCAGGGCCAACAUGUAAGUACAAGACUUUGCUGGUCCUCAAAAGAAGACUGUUUUCGUAAUUUGGACUGUGCUAUUAUGUAUGUAUUACCCCUUCUACUGCUGAUUGUAAAAUGUAUUGUACAGGUUUCUGCAGUGCUCUUGUGCACUGAAACAGGGAGUCUACUAUACACUGGAAUUUUAACAAGGAACUGGAUUUUAAAUAUUAUUGUUGCAUUUUCCUACAAAGUAUAUUUUGAAGACACCACUUUAUUUCCAGCAAUAAAGAAAAGCUUCUUUUGUGA
Anolis carolinensis (green anole) is the source of this 8228-nucleotide messenger RNA. It is a transcript of the gene podxl, whose product is annotated as podocalyxin like. Gene Ontology annotation, biological process: negative regulation of cell-cell adhesion; positive regulation of cell-cell adhesion mediated by integrin; regulation of microvillus assembly. The coding region runs from base 342 to 1913 and encodes 523 amino acids. The transcript is spliced from 9 exons. Gene Ontology annotation, cellular component: apical plasma membrane; microvillus membrane. NCBI's taxonomy places the organism in Eukaryota, Metazoa, Chordata, Lepidosauria, Squamata, Anolidae. The record is from RefSeq and is a predicted model, not a curated record.